This is a messenger RNA of Cinclus cinclus, 539 nucleotides long. RefSeq names its product ribosomal protein S19 (gene RPS19). NCBI's taxonomy places the organism in Eukaryota, Metazoa, Chordata, Aves, Passeriformes, Cinclidae. The coding region runs from base 66 to 503 and encodes 145 amino acids. Gene Ontology annotation, molecular function: RNA binding; structural constituent of ribosome. Gene Ontology annotation, cellular component: cytosolic small ribosomal subunit; ribosome. The record is from RefSeq and is a predicted model, not a curated record. The transcript has 6 exons. Gene Ontology annotation, biological process: translation; ribosomal small subunit assembly.
CCCCUGCUGCUUGCACGGUCGAACCCGCGCUCGGCCUCUUCCGGCGGGGCAGCGGCGGCGGCGAGAUGCCCGGUGUGACGGUGAAGGACGUGAACCAGCAGGAGUUCGUGCGGGCGCUCGCCGCUUUCCUCAAGAAGUCGGGGAAGCUGAAGGUGCCCGAAUGGGCCGACACGGUGAAGUUGGCCAAGCACAAGGAGCUGGCGCCCUAUGACGAGAACUGGUUUUACACCAGGGCAGCCUCCACGGCCCGACACCUUUACCUGCGCGGCGGGGCAGGUGUGGGCUCCAUGACCAAGGUGUACGGGGGCCGGCAGCGCCGCGGGGUCCGGCCCAGCCACUUCAGCCGCGGCUCGGGGGCCGUGGCCCGGCGGGUGCUGCAGGCGCUCGAGGCGCUCAAGGUGGUGGAGAAGGACCAGGACGGGGGUAGAAAAUUGACCCCACAGGGGCAGCGGGAUCUGGAUCGAAUUGCUGGGCAGGUCGCUGCCGCCAGCAAGAAGCACUGAGGGAGAAAAAAAAUAAAUCAUUUUCCCCCCCUUUAA